ACCCUGAUGGACCUUUCUACUGCUGUUACUACUGGCCCACCACCACCAAAUACACACUUCCAGCACUACGCUUAUCGAUUAUACAGUGCCGCACAAAAAUUUCUUAGCGCCCGCCAUCCACCUAAGAACCCCGCCAAACUUUUCGGUCGACUGUCGCCUACACGCCGAACUUGACUUGUAAACUCCAGCAAAUUUCUCCAGAAAUUAUUUUUCCGAAACUUUCGCUUGCUUAACAGCCGUAAUUUUCAUCGGCAAUCCUGGAGUCAUUACCUUUCCGCUUUAAAGCUGGUGGCCAAGGCAAGAUGCCUGCCCCUGCAACACAUUCCCAUCGGCCUACCACCAAGGUUUCCCACAAGGCUUUCAAGUCCAAGGCUGCCUCCAAGCAUGAGCUGAGAGACCGUGCCAAAGGCAAGGUUCCCAACGAGCGAGGCCAGCGCAAGACACCGCACCAACAAGUCAUGUCGAAACUCGACCGUCGCAACCAGGCCAAGCAGGCCCGUAUCACCAAGCACAAGGAACACCUCAAGGGUACCUCUGUAUUCACCGGAAGAGAAGGUGCUCCCAGAAUCGUCGCUGUCAUCCCUCUCUGCGAAGACGGAGACGCUGGUGCCGCCAUCAAGCAGCUCAACGAGAGUGUCGAUAUCGAUGCCGAGAUUCGGCCCGGAAACUUCAAAGUAUCCAUCGACCGAUUUAAACAGAAGCUCCAAUACGUUCCUGUCAAGCGAGACCUUAAUGCCUGCAUGGACGCUGCCCGUGUGGCCGACUUUGUCAUGGUUGUUCUCUCAGCCACCGUGGAAGUCGACGCUCUAGGUGAUUUGAUCCUCCGUGGUGUUGAAAGCCAGGGUCUGUCUACUCUGUUUACUGUUAUUCAGGGACUGGACAAGAUUGAGUCUGUCAAGCAGCGCCCUGGAGUUGUCAGCUCGCUCAAGUCCUUCAUUACUCACUUCCACCCCGAACAAGACAAGCUCUACAGCCUCGACAACAGACAAGAAUGCGCCAACCUCAUGCGCUCCCUUUGCAGCACAACACCCAGAGGUGUCCGAUGGAGAGACGAGCGCAGCUGGAUGCUCGCUGAGGACGUCAAGUUUGCCACAAACGACUCCGAGUCCACUGUCAUCACUGGUGUUGUCCGUGGCCGUGGACUCAAGGCCGACAGACUGAUUCAGGUUGGAGACUGGGGUACCUUUCAGAUUGAAAAGAUUGUCGCAGCGCCAGUGCCUACACAUGCCAAGAAGGCCGAUGAUAUGGCUACUGAGGAGGCCGAAGAAGUCUUGGACCAAGCCACGGAGGAUCUCGAUGACCUUGACGAGCUUGCCCCCGAAGAAAUCAUGAUGGGAGAUGAGGACGACGAUGCCAUGGCCGAGGAGGCAUCCGCAAAGAAGGGUGUUCUCUUGGACGACCACCACUACUUCUCCGACGACAACGACCCCGCCAAGCAGCCCAAGAAGAAGCUCCCCAAGGGCACAUCCGCCUACCAGUCUGCCUGGUACCUCGACGACGUAUCCGACUCUGGCUCCGAUAUGGAGGACGACGUGGAAAUGGGAGACGACACCGAGGAUGUUGCCGCUCCCGAAGAUGGCCUUGAAGGCCGUGCCCAGCCCGAGCCCACCGAAGGCGCGCCCUCCGAAUACCCCCAGUCCGAGAUGAUGCAGGAGCUCGAUGAGGAAGACGACGCCGCCCAGCUUGCCGAAUACCGUGCCCGCAAACGCGACGAGGCCCUCGACGAUCUCGAAUUCCCCGAUGAGAUUGAGCUGCACCCCAACGUGUCCGCCCGCGAGCGCCUCGCCCGCUACCGUGGUCUCAAGAGUCUGCGCACCAGUGUCUGGCAGGAAGAUGAAGACCGCGCCCACGAGCCCGAGGAGUGGCGCAGACUUCUCCAGAUUCCCGACUACGCCGCGUCCAAGUCUCGCGCUACUCGUGAGGCUCUUGUCGGCGGUGUCGAGCCCGGCACCAGAGUGCAGGUGUUCAUCAAGGGCAUCCCUGCCGAGACAGCGGCGUCUUACAAGCCCGAGAUGCCCGUCACACUCUUCUCGCUGUUCCGCCACGAGAACAAGAAGACGGCCGUCAACUACCUCAUCAACAUGGGCACCGACUAUGCCAAGGCCAUCAAGUCCAAGGAGGAGCUCAUUGUCCAGUGCGGCCCUCGCCGCUUCGUCAUCAACCCUCUCUUCUCCAACAUGGGCACGACGCCCAACAACGUCCACAAGUACGCUCGCUACCUGCACCCUGGCAGCUCGGCCAUUGCUACCUUCAUGGGCCCUGUAACAUGGGGUUCUGUGCCCGUUUUGUUCUUCAAAAGAACUGCGCCGGGUGAGGUCCUCAGCGAAGGUGACUUGCCUAGCGCCGGUCUGACGCUUGUUGCUACUGGUACAGCACUGCCCCCGUCUACUUCCCGUGUCAUUGCCAAGCGAAUCAUCCUUACUGGCCACCCGUACCACAUCCACAAGAAGGUUGUCACUAUCCGCUACAUGUUCUUCAGCAGAGAGGAUGUCGAGUGGUUCAAGGCCAUGCCGCUCUGGACGAGACGCGGCCGCAGCGGUUACGUCAAGGAGGCUCUUGGUACGCACGGUUACUUCAAGGCCACAUUUGACGGCAAGAUUAACCCCCAGGAUUCUAUCGGUGUCAGUCUGUACAAGCGUGUCUGGCCGCGCAAUGCUGUGCCGGUGCAAGGACCUCUUUUGGAAAUCGAGGAGCAGACUCAGGCUCAGGCCGAGGAUGGCACUCAGGAUAUGGAAAUUUCAUGAUCAAACGAAAAGUUUAUAUAGAUUUUGUUUACGCAGUAUGAUGAGGGCACAAAAUGCAUUUCUUUCUUCUUUUUCAGUUCACCUUUCCGCUUUCCUUUGGAACAUAACGCCAUGGAGACUGUGAAUUUUUGACUAGGCACUGGGGUUCUCCAGCUUCUCAAUUCCCUCGGUAGGUCUCGGUCCGCCUUGUGUUCUUCUCUCCUCUUCAGCGCCGCUGGCCUUCCAUGCGCUCAGGAUCAAGUUGACAAUGUGAUCCAUGCCGACACCCUUCUUAACCUGGGCAAAGACUGUAGGGCCGCCCUCUCGCAUCUUCCUGGCGUCUCGCUCCAUAACACUGAGGUCGGCGCCAACAGCCUCCGCAAGAUCCGUCUUGUUUACAAUAAGCAAGUCGCUCUGUGUGAUACCAGGGCCACCCUUACGAGGGACCUUGUCGCCGCCGCUGACAUCGAUAACGUAGAUGAUAAAGUCGGCCAGCUCGCGGCUGUAGUUGGCAGCCAGAUUGUCGCCACCGGAUUCAAUAAGAAGAAUAUCGGCCGAGAACUCACGGUGUAGGUCUUCCAGAGCAGCCAGGUUAGCGGAUAUAUCUUCGCGGACAGCGGCGUGGGGGCAGCCGCCGGUCUCGAUGGCUCGGAUGCGCUCGGGAGGCAGGGCCGCAUGGCGAGUGAGGAACUCGGCAUCCUCGCGGGUAAAGAUGUCGUUUGUUACAGCGGCGAGUGAGUAUUCCUUUCGCAGGGUUAGGCAGAGCUGGAGCAUCAGCGCCGUCUUGCCUGAGCCGACGGGUCUGUCUCUGUGUUAGACAAGCAACUGGUGCAAUGGGUAAAUCCCCAAUAGAUCAAAACAUACCCGCCAAUGCCAACCGUAAAGGCUCUGUCGGACCAUUCACGGCCCUCGACAAUAGGCAUCUCUCUGCCGACGUAGCUUCCUGGGCCGUCGAGGAUUUCGUGCGAGUGGCCGUGCUCUUGGGCAUUGAAGCCGCCGUCGUGUGAGUGUGAGACGCCCUCGUGAGAAUGAGACAUGAUGCUCGAGUGCGCUGGGGGAAUUCGGGGAUUGAAGAUUUACUACGGCUAAAAAGAACGCAGCUGUUAGUGAAAGAGGGGGAAAGCUGCAGCUGCGGGAGACUCGUUCUGGCAAGU
Molecule: messenger RNA, 3877 nt
Organism: [Torrubiella] hemipterigena
Lineage: Eukaryota; Fungi; Ascomycota; Sordariomycetes; Hypocreales; Clavicipitaceae
Source: the annotation of a GenBank genome assembly